UGUCACGCCUUAUUUGCUUCCGACUCUCCUUCCCCAUUUCUAUAUUCUCUUCCGAUCGCAUCCACCCUGUUCAAUCUGCGUCAUCUGCUCCAUCGGCUGUCCCUGCUGCCUCCCUUCCUGCUUUUUCGCCGUUAUUGUCGUAGCUCAAAAUCAGAGCUCUAAGCUUUUAGUGGGGACGAAGAUCGAAGUCCGAACGCAAAGCUCGUCUGCUGGUUCUGCUCUCCAAAUGGGAUGGAGCUUAACUGCUUUCAUUCUGAGGAGGACCGUAAACUGUUGAUCUUUUGGUCAUAGGACUGGAUUCGGUGUAUGUACGCUCAUGAUCGCAUUAUCUUAGUAAUAGACUGCUGGAACAAAAAAAUUCGAAUCCCCAUGCCAACUUCGGAGAAUCCAUCGUCAUCUCGAUCUUUGGCCUUGACAUCCAUACCGGCUCGAGAUAUUGAUCCAUUGUUAAAGGAUUUGAAUGAGAAAAAGCAGAGCUUUAGGCGCAACGUGGUGUCAUUGGCUGCAGAGUUGAAGGAGGUUAGGAGCCGCCUUGCAUCACAAGAACAGUCAUAUGCUAAAGAAACCCUAACAAGACAAGAGGCAGAGAUGAAAGCCAAGAACAUGGAAGAGGAAAUUGGUAAAUUGCAGGCAAGAUUAGAAGAGAGAAAUGGUCAGCUUCAGGCUUCAGCCGCUGCUGCUGAGAAGUAUCUGAAGGACUUAGAUGAUCUUAGAACCCAGUUUGCGGCAACUAGAGCAACGGCAGACGCAAGUGCUGCAUCAGCUCAAUCAGCACAGCUCCGAUGUUUGGAACUUGUAAAAGAGUUGGAUGAUAAAAAUAGUUCACUGAAAGAGCAUGAGGAGCGUGUAACUAGGCUGGGAGAGCAGCUAGAUAAUUUACAGAAGGAUCUUCAGGCAAGGGAAUCUUCGCAAAAGCAAUUGAAAGAUGAAGUUUUGAGAAUUGAGCGUGAUAUCAUGGAGGCAGUUGCAAAAGCUGGAGCAAACAAAGAUUGUGAACUGAGGAAGAUAUUGGAUGAGGUUUCUCCGAGGAAUUUUGAGAAGAUAAACAAGCUCCUGGUGGUUAAGGAUGAAGAAAUAGCGAAACUAAAAGAUGAAAUUGGGAUUAUAUCUGCUCAUUCGAAGCUCAAAACUAAAGAAUUAGAAUCUCAGUUAGAGAAACAGCGACGUGCCGAUCAGGAACUUAAGAAAAAGGUGUUGAAGCUGGAAUUUUGUCUGCAGGAGACUCGUUCUCAGACACGGAAGCUCCAGCGGAUGGGAGAGAGAAGGGACAAAGCUAUUAAAGAAUUGAGAGAUCAAUUAGCAGGAAAACCGCAAAGUGUAGUUGCGGGCGGGGAAAAGCAAAACCAGAAUUUCUGGGAAACCUCUGGUUUCAAAAUUGUGGUGUCCAUGUCCAUGCUGAUCUUGGUGGCGUUCUCAAGGCGGUGAAAAUCAUUCCCCAAAUUCAGUGAUUCUUGUAUAUAUUUAUACACACUCAAUCUAAGUCCUUCUUAAGUUCAUUGAAGAAAAUAGUAGGAGGCCUUUUUCCCUGUAGAGUUACAGAUCUAGUUAGAUAUUACCGAGUUUGUAGCAUCAGGAUCCCAACAUAUUUUUGGUGAAACCGUUAAAAUAGUGGAAUGAGGUUAAUUUACUCUUUUCCACCCUUGUAUGAUAAAUGAUGGUACUCUAGAGGAAAGGAUAAUGCUGGGGAAGCAGGUCCAGAUGAUUGCUAGUAUAAUUAUUUGCUUUAAAAUAAUGAUGUAUGUCGGCGAUCAAAA
Molecule: messenger RNA, 1754 nt
Organism: Neltuma alba
Lineage: Eukaryota; Viridiplantae; Streptophyta; Magnoliopsida; Fabales; Fabaceae
Product: nuclear envelope-associated protein 2
Exons: 6
Coding region: 307-1425 (372 amino acids)
Source: RefSeq, a predicted model, not a curated record